This is a messenger RNA of Musa acuminata AAA Group (dessert banana), 2129 nucleotides long. RefSeq names its product calcium-dependent protein kinase 24. Gene Ontology annotation, molecular function: calcium-dependent protein serine/threonine kinase activity; calcium/calmodulin-dependent protein kinase activity; ATP binding. Gene Ontology annotation, cellular component: nucleus; cytoplasm. The transcript is spliced from 7 exons. The record is from RefSeq and is a predicted model, not a curated record. Bases 391 to 1878 code for a protein of 495 amino acids. NCBI's taxonomy places the organism in Eukaryota, Viridiplantae, Streptophyta, Magnoliopsida, Zingiberales, Musaceae. Gene Ontology annotation, biological process: peptidyl-serine phosphorylation; intracellular signal transduction; protein autophosphorylation.
AAGAUAACCAUGUUCUUGCCACCAAUCGGAGAAGGGAUGAUGACCUCUUCUCUAUUCUUGACUUGACUCCCUCUCUGCGUCCCUUCCCCUCUCCUUCCCCAAGACCCCAAUCGCGGACCUCCGCCUUCAUCCCUUUAUACACAUCCCGGAGGUUUCAAGAAUCUCUCCUUCAGCUCCCAUUCUGCAAAUUUCCGUGAAGAGCCCCGAACGCCAUCCGUUUCUUCCUUCCUCCGAAGACCCUUCGCAUCGAUUUCCUCAGGAAUGCCUCACGAUUUCAAGAAUUCAUCAGGAAGAAUAAGAAAGACGGAAUCUUUCUGACGCCGGCCUACCUAAAAAUCCCAAUUUGUGUUCUGUUUCGCUUUCGGAGUCCAAGAUUCAAUCUUUCCAUCCAUGAGUCAGCCCUCUUCCAACCCUCCUCCCCAUCGUCCCUCCAGGCCCUCUGCGGUCCUCCCGUACAAGACCCCGAACCUGCGGGAGCAUUACCGCAUCGGGAAGAAGCUUGGGCAGGGCCAGUUCGGCACGACGUACCUCUGCGUCGACAAGAACGAUGGCAAGGAGUACGCAUGCAAGUCCAUCCCCAAGCGCAAGCUUCUCUGCCGCGAUGACUACGAGGACGUAUGGCGCGAGAUCCAGAUCAUGCACCACCUGUCGGAGCACCCCAACGUCGUUAGGAUCAAGGGAACCUACGAGGACACGCUCUUUGUGCACCUGGUGAUGGAGCUCUGCGCGGGCGGGGAGCUCUUCGACAGGAUCAUCCAGAAGGGGCACUACAGCGAGAGGAAGGCGGCGCAGUUGAUCAAGACCAUCGUGGGGGUCGUGGAAGCGUGCCAUUCUCUCGGGGUGAUGCAUCGGGACCUCAAGCCGGAGAAUUUCUUGUUCGCCAGCGCCGAUGAGGAUGCGGCACUCAAAGCCACGGAUUUUGGGCUCUCUGUGUUCUAUAAGCCAGGUGAUACAUUUUCUGACGUGGUUGGAAGUCCAUAUUAUGUUGCACCUGAGGUAUUGCGUAAAUUAUACGGACCAGAAGCAGAUGUGUGGAGUGCCGGAGUCAUUUUAUAUAUUUUGUUAAGUGGAGUGCCUCCUUUCUGGGCAGAAUCUGAAGCAGGGAUCUUCAGACACAUUCUACAAGGUCGUCUAGAUUUUGAGUCUGAACCAUGGCCUGGCAUUUCUGAUAGUGCUAAGGAUCUUAUACGUAAUAUGCUUAAUCGAGAUCCGAAGAAGAGAUUUACAGCACAUCAAGUUCUUUGUCACCCAUGGAUCACUGAUGACAAUGUUGCGCCUGAUAGACCCUUGGAUUCUGCAGUGCUAUCACGUCUUAAGCAGUUCUCUGCCAUGAACAAGCUCAAGAAGAUGGCUUUACGGGUUAUUGCUGAAAGCCUGUCCGAGGAAGAGAUUGGUGGUCUGAAAGAGUUGUUCAAGAUGAUUGAUACAGACAACAGUGGAACCAUAACAUUUGAUGAACUGAAAGAAGGAUUGAGAAGGGUGGGGUCUGAACUGAUGGAAUCUGAGAUUCAUGCACUAAUGGAUGCAGCUGAUAUUGACAGAAGUGGCACAAUCGACUAUGGUGAAUUUCUUGCAGCAACAGUACACAUGAAUAAGUUGGAGAGGGAAGAGAACUUGAUGUCCGCAUUCUCAUUUUUCGAUAAAGACGGAAGCGGUUACAUAACUAUUGAUGAACUUUCACAAGCUUGCAGAGAAUUUGGUCUUGAUGAAGUUCACCUUGAUGAGAUGAUCAAAGAAGCCGAUCAAGACAAUGAUGGGCAAAUAGAUUACAAUGAAUUCACGGCCAUGAUGAGAAAAGGCAAUGUAGGCGUUGGAAGAAGGGCCACGAGAACCAACAUAAACUUUAACUUGGGUGAUGCCUUCAACGUAGAACACUAACUCAUGCUCUCCGGAACAAAGAAAAAUGGACAACAUGGUGGUGAUCAUGGAAGUAACUGAGAUGAAUCCUGAACGAUCAUAUUGAUCACUUGAUGAAGAACUUAUAGACUUAUUUCGAGAGAUCUUUCAAGGAUGAUUUGUUUAACACUUUGUUGGUGAUGCCUUGAGUAAUUAAUCUUGUAGCAAGUGAUGUUAUCUGCACUUAUUGGAUCUUGUUUUUUUCCCCGCAAAUAAGAGUAGGUUCCACUACA